GAUGAAAUGAAAUGCAUGAUCAUAGAUGAACAGAAAAUGUCAUUUUCCAUAGAAUAUGAACGUUUGGUGUUCAAUAUUUCUUCAAUGGAUAAACUCUGAUUACGUGGCCAGACCCAAUUGGCUAAUUUCCGCUUACCUCUUCCAUUUAGAUAAUUCCCACAAGCACCAAACCAGAUUAACGGUUCAAACCAAAACCCACCACACAUUACUAUGUUUCACAAACCAAAAGACAUGUUCUCUAGUUGAACAAGAGUGUGUAUGAACUGUGAAAUCUCAACAUGGUUCCCACUCUUUCAUCCAAUUCUUCUCUAUUUCCAACCACACCACAUUUAAAGUUGAAUUUCAGAAACCAAACAAGGUUCAAUGUUUAUGCUAAGAAAUCUGGUGGAGGAUCAUUUCCAUCAUUUGGAUUAGGAAAACCCAAAGAUGAAGAAAAAGAUCAAACAAAUGGUUCAUCAUCAAAUUCUAAUAACCCUUUUGGUUUUGACUUUGGAAAAUUACCUGAUGUCACUUCUUUGAUACCUGUUGGGAGCAAAAACUCUUCUUUGCCAGGUUUGUCAUUUGGAAGUCCUAGGAGGAAGGAUUCUUCGACGGUUUUUGUUGCCGGUGCUACAGGUCAAGCUGGUAUUCGCAUUGCUCAAACUUUGCUUAGGGAAGGGUUUAGUGUUAGAGCUGGUGUUCCUGAACUUGGUUCUGCUCAGGAAUUGGCUCAACUUGCUUCUCAAUAUAAGAUUAUAUCAAAUGAAGAGGCAAAGCGUCUCAAUGCCGUGGAGUCAAGCUUUGUUGAUGCAAAUUCAAUAGCAAAAGCAAUAGGCAAUGCAAGCAAAGUGGUUGUCACCAUUGGUCCCACAGAGAACGGUCCAACGGCUGCGGUUUCCACUUCAGAUGCCUUGCAAGUAAUUCUGGCGGCUCAGCUGGCAGGCGUGGGCCAUGUUGCAGUCAUCUACGACGAUGACAAAAAUGGAGCCGGAACCUCAACCAACAAUGUACUUGAUGGCAUCUCCUCUUUCUUCAACAAUCUCUUCUCUAAGUCUCAACCUUUAACGAUUCAAGAGUUCUUGCAGAAAGUUGUUGAAACAGAUGUCAAAUAUACCUUAAUCAAGACAUCUUUGACGGACGAUUUCUCACCAGAGAGUUCUUAUAAUGUGGUCGUCUUAGCUGAAGGAAGCACCGGUUCAAACGACUAUAAAGUAACUAAGUCCAAGAUAGCAUCGUUGGUCUCUGAUGUCUUCUCCAACACACAGGUUGCAGAAAACAAGGUUGUGCAAGUGUACUCGGACCCGAGUGCUCCCCUAAAGCGUGUAGACGAACUUUUCAGCACUAUUCCAGAAGAUGGCAGAAGGAAAGUCUAUGCUGAAAAUUUGGAGAAAGCCAAAGCAGAGGAAGAGGUAAGAGUGGCAGCAGAAAAUGCACGCGAAGAAGCUGAAACAGCAAAAAAGAACGAAGAAGAGGUAAUAAAGCUUUCAAAGCAAGGAGCGCAGGCUUCUAAUAAAGAAGCUAAAGAGAAAGCAGAAGCAGCUGGACCAUCAGUGGAUGACAUCUUGAACAAGGCAAAAGAUUUUAGUGCAGGGUUUUCAUGGCAAAAGUUCAGCUCACAGGUUGCCACCUCAAUUCAAAAGCCUGAUGAGGAUGAGGAACCGAAGGUGAAAGUGGCCACUGUGAGGGGACAGGCGAAAGCUCGGAGUCUCAUUCCGAACAAAGCAGUGACUAAACAAACAACUCCAAAAAGCAGUGAGAGGAAACCAAAGGAGGAAAAAGUAAAGGUAGCAGAGAAACCAAAAGAGGUUAGGAAGGUAUUUGGUGGUCUGUUUAAGCAAGAGACUAUCUAUGUUGAUGAUGACUAGUGGAAGUGAAAUAUGUCUUUCACAGCUUGAAACUGUGUUGUUUGAGUCUGUGUUAAAGUUGGUAAUUUGGUUGGACUUGUAUGGAUUUGUAAGGAUGUGUUUUGAAGCAAGAUAUUUAUGUAGUUGUACUUGUACUUGUUCAGAACCAUGUAAACAGAAUAACAUGGAGAAAAAAAAAGAUUUUCCCAACCAAAA
Molecule: messenger RNA, 2039 nt
Organism: Trifolium pratense (red clover)
Lineage: Eukaryota; Viridiplantae; Streptophyta; Magnoliopsida; Fabales; Fabaceae
Product: protein PLASTID TRANSCRIPTIONALLY ACTIVE 16, chloroplastic
Exons: 5
Coding region: 279-1844 (521 amino acids)
Source: RefSeq, a predicted model, not a curated record